UCACCAUAUUCUAUGAAUUUUUUGUCGCAAAAUUCAUAGUGAUUUAUAUUUUCGAACUGGUUGCCUAGGCGACAAUAAGACGCACACAAAUGUAAACAAACAAUCGAGCAUGGCAGUGGAACUUCUGUCUGAACUGAACAUCAAAAUAAACUGACAACUAGGAAUGAAACAUGGCCUGAAAUGACACGACGUAUGAAAGGUCGGCCACAAACAAGUUCUAAUAAACCUUAUGUUUUACCAAUUGGUCAUCUUUCCACUAAAAGUUCAGUAUACUCUCCGGUAUCGAUGUCAAGAAUGUCCCAGGAUGUAGUUUUGAAUCAUAUGAAAUCCCAUUAUCAGCGCAUCUCUUCAGCCAAAGCAUGCGUGGAUACUUCGCCACCGACAUCCCUGAAGCUUACCAUAAAAAACAGAGACCGAAAACGCAAAGAAGCGUUACUUGCAUCAAAUCAAUUAUCACCAAGAUCAUCAACAAGACUAAGAAGUCGUGAAACUGAGUCGGAUACGUCUAAAGAUUAUCAUGUUUUGACAGAUACAGAGAAUACUGUGAUCCAUGAUAGUGGAAGACGCAGUUCAAACGAUCGUAACGACUACAGCGAAAGUCCAUUAAAAACCCGUUCACCUCUAGACCGUAAACAACAAACUCUUGAUACAAGGAAAACAGAACAGUUUGAGUCAUUUAGCGCAGAACAAAAGCUUAAUUCAAACGCAGAUUUUAUUGACUAUGUGUAUCGUAAUCCUUUACCUGAAAAUUACUUCAAACAGACGAGCAGAUCAUACACUAAUACAACAAAAUGUGAAGAGACACAAAACGAUUUUGAUAUUUACACCAGGUCACGGUUAUCAGCUAUGACAUUUAGUUAUAAAUCAGCCCCUACAAAACGAAAAAUCAGACGAAAAAAUCAAGAGGAACUGAUUUGGACCGAAGAGCAAAAGUAUCUUCAAUUCAUAUCUGACGUUACAAGUGAUGUUUUAGCAAGAGGAAUUUGUUCAGACAGGGUCUUGAACAUGGUAUUUGAAUCUCACAUUGAAAAAAGAAAAGAUGAUUUGGAAGAGGAACACAUGCGUGAGAUGAUAGAGCAGUUAAAGGAAGAUCUUCAUGUCAAAGAUAACUGAGUAUGGCUUUCUGGUGAAUUGUUAAAACAAAAAAUGGUGAAAAUUCUUUAUCAUCUUUUCAACAUAAAGUCAAGUCAACGUUUGAAUUGAAGACAAGUACCAAGCAAUACCGUACGCAACUUGAUGUUUUGAGGCGAAGGGUGCAUAUAAUAAUAUUUGCAUGUUAAAAUCCCUGAAGAAAGCCAAUUCAUUUCAAGAUCGAGCUUAAUGCAGGAAAACACUGAUGCAUAUUUGAAUAUCCAAGAUUAUGGAUCCACGUAUGGCUCUGGUAGUAAGUACUGAAAUCAAUUUAAAGCUUAUUUGUCGGCGAUGUGCAACGUAAACAAUUCAUUAUGGUGUUCUUCAUUUCAAAACUCUUCCAUUUAUUGUACAGUUGUUAGUAAGCUGCUGUAAUAUCGUUUUAUUGCUGUUUCAUCCAUUAUACAUGAAACAUCUCACUUAAAGUUCCCAACAUACGAAAAUGCACAUUUAUUUGAGUCAAAAACAACUACUUUAUCCUAUUUCAUGAGAUUACAGUCGAACCUCUAUUUACGUUACAUCAAGUUUUAAAAUAGGAAUUUUUUACCGGGACACAUUUAACCUCCUAAUAUUUUUUCAACGAGUUUCAAUUGGCUUCUUUACUGUUCCAUUGUCACGCCAGUGUGACACGUAGUGCUGACGGUUUCUGUAUCAUUGUUAUCUCCUGUAUCUGAAUGCUGAAAAAACGCAGUAAUUGCUCCCAUUAUGAAAAAGUAGGUACGUUGCGUACAUUUGUCUACGUGAUGUGGACUUUUCAAACUAUUAAAUGUCGCAGAAAUAUUGAAUGAUGUUCAAUAGGAUAUCGAUAAAAACUAACGCCUGUGCUUAUCUUACCCAUAAUACGCUGUGAUAAUUCUUGAUAUCACAAGAAAAUUAUAUAUUAAUUGAAAAAUGUUAAUUUAGUUGAAUGAGUAAGUCAUUGAAAGUAAUUUAUUAAUUGCACAAAUGCAACACAUUACUUCAAGAUAACAUUGAAAUUUGUAAAUCAACCAAAAAAUAAUUUGACAAAUUGCAUAUAA
Molecule: messenger RNA, 2150 nt
Organism: Xenia sp. Carnegie-2017
Lineage: Eukaryota; Metazoa; Cnidaria; Anthozoa; Malacalcyonacea; Xeniidae
Exons: 9
Coding region: 181-1113 (310 amino acids)
Biological process (GO): microtubule cytoskeleton organization
Cellular component (GO): ciliary basal body; axoneme
Source: RefSeq, a predicted model, not a curated record